Molecule: messenger RNA, 510 nt
Organism: Hibiscus syriacus
Lineage: Eukaryota; Viridiplantae; Streptophyta; Magnoliopsida; Malvales; Malvaceae
Product: arabinogalactan protein 20-like
Exons: 2
Coding region: 130-375 (81 amino acids)
Source: RefSeq, a predicted model, not a curated record
UCUGUAUUUAAAUCUAACUUUAUCCCUCAACCAUUUCUCUCCAAGCUUUCCUUUUCUGGCUCUGGGGUUUCUUGUCUCUCUCCUAUUGCCCGCCAGCUAGUAAUUUACAAGCUGAUUCGUUGAGGAAAAAUGGCAGGUAUAUCUUCAGGAGCAUUAACGGGUGUAGUGGUUAUUCUGGCCCUUGAUUUCGCCAUUGUUUCACCUUAUGUCGAGGCCCAAUCUGCAGCACCAGCUCCUUCUCCUACAAGUGAUGGAACAUCGAUCGACCAAGGGAUUGCUUACGUGCUGAUGCUUGUGGCACUGAUGCUCACAUACCUUAUCCACCCACUAGACGCGUCAUCCUACAGCUUCUUUUAUAAUAAUUCUCUAGCUUAGUGAUUGAGAGAUUCGUUUAUGUCAUGGUUGCAAUGGAAAUUGCUAUGCGGAUAAAUCCAUGAACUUGUUUUUCUUUUUCUUGAAGUGAUGGAUGGAUUGCAUUUGUUUUUUGAGAGUUUGAUUGGUUCUUUCUUG